This is a messenger RNA of Pistacia vera, 588 nucleotides long. Its product is annotated as protein FAR1-RELATED SEQUENCE 7-like. The coding region runs from base 20 to 454 and encodes 144 amino acids. Lineage: Eukaryota; Viridiplantae; Streptophyta; Magnoliopsida; Sapindales; Anacardiaceae. The transcript has 2 exons. The record is from RefSeq and is a predicted model, not a curated record.
CCGACACUCAUUAAAGAACAUGGCUAUUAUUGGCCGGGACUUUGUUUGUUCUAGAGAAGGUUUUCGUGCUGCAAAGCAUACACUUAGGAAAGACAGAAUUCUUCCUCCACGACCAGUUACGAGAGAAGGGUGUAAAGCGAUGAUAAGGUUGGCAGCUAGAGAUGGAGGUAAAUGGGUCGUUACUAAGUUUGUUCGAGAGCACAACCACAAACUAAUGACUCAUUCUAAAUUUCCUGGGGAACUGCCAAUUGUAAAUAUACUUAGUGAGGAAGAGAAAGACAAAAAAAUCCAGGAUCUAUACAACGAACUUCAGCAUGAAAGAGAGCGGUCUGCGGCAGUCCAACAACAGAUACGCGUGGUUCUCAAAGAGCUUGAAGAACAUGCUGAGUUUAUGUCUAUAAGAGUUGAAGACAUUGUCAACAACUUGAAAGAAAUUGAACUUGGCGAUCUUUAGCGUCUCAGCCAGAGAAAAAAACAGUGCAAUUUUUAUAUGGGAUAGGUAAUUCAAUCCUAAUUUCCUGACUGCAUCAAAUUAGAGCAUCAAGUUCACCAUGUUUAUCAUCUGUCAUUGACACAACAAAUACUUAU